AUUCGUACAGCUAAAUCUUGGUCAUCAUAAAAGCAGUAAUGCAGACACAGGUAUCUUCAGUCAGGAAACUGGAAUGACAAGACCAUUUGAAAAGUAUGUAGCCAUAUUUGCACCUUAGAGAACCAACGAAGUGCUAAGGUUAAGUGGGCAAAAGAUUUACCAAUUUUCAAGCUUGCCCUAGCUACAAGUUUUGCAACCUAGUGCUUGCUAGCCAACCAAUUCAGUAAAAUACACAUAACUAAAUUGCUUGAAUUUCUUCAAGUAAACAGCAGUCUAAAUAACAGGAUUGUAUAUUUAUACAUUUAGAAAAUAAUCAAGGGCAAUAUGCGAGCAGUUUGUGUGCUGCGUAUGAGAGGAAUCAAAACAAACUCGCUGCACGUAUCUAUGACGUAAAAUGCUGAGCUGGCUUAGCUCUGUAAGGUUACAUAUGAAACUUUGGUUAAUUAAGACAAAUCUCAUUAAAUAUUACAUACAGAAAAACUGCGUAUUGGAGGGUAAUGUGACAAGGCCUCCUUCAGGGCUAUGUUCAUCUAGUCGUCCCAAAAUAAAAAGAGACAACAGGUGCUGGGAACGAGGUUGACCAAUACUAACUCUUCGACAAAAUCACUGUAUUUACAUUUAUCGUAUUUUAAAUACGAUAUUUUAGGUGUAUAUAAAGUUAGCUAAUUAAAAAGUACUUCAGAACUUACAAAGCCAGGAGACCCAGAAUAAUUUGUCGUCACACCGGAAAAUCGAAAUAAGUAAAAGUGGGGAGAGUUCCCCUGUGUCACAUGCCAAUUUUCUGCGUUCAGAAUAUCGACCACGCUUUUUGAUUGGAUACUUCUAUUGUUCUUUGCUUACAUAACCUUUAUCGGAAAAUUCUUUCUUCUUUAAUGUUUUGAGACGAAUAGUCUCACUUACCCGUUCAAAUGUGAUUAUUCCCUACUAAAAAAUAAAAUAUGGACACGCUGACUUUGUACUCAUUGGUUGAUUUUAAUUCGGCAUGUGCUCUGACACAUUCGUUUUCGUAUAAGCUUUCGUAUGAGGAAUUUUGAUAUCGUCAAAGAAAGCCUACUUUACAACAGAGUUCUUUUGCACUACACAAUUUUUAUCAAAUACCCUCUUUACCUAAUCUCGCAAGUAGGACUAGUUAUAAGCAGAUUCUUUACUAUGUGCUCAAAUGUGCUGAACGUGAUGGCUAUUGUUCUUUUAGUCAAAAAUGUGCAACUUAUCCAAGUACGAUUAGCUGAUUUGAAAAUUGCACAGUGUACUUUCACCGAGUACGAUAUUUCUACACCCUUGUACCUCGCCACUCCCCGUAUCCCAGCCCUAAAGACUGUAGCUUUACUACCUUUCACCAAGCAGAAAAUAAUAGCAUAUUUUUUAUCAUUUAAGUCGGACAAUUGGCUGAUAAAACCUUAUGUAGAGUGCCUCAAUGGGAACUCAGGAGAAACUUUUUUUCCGAAUAGCUACUAUUUCUCUUUUUCCCACGAAACAAAUGUAGUGUUUGUUAUUUGUAGUAACAAAUAUAAGGUGUUGUUUAAGGUGUUUACAGAAAAGUCAGAUAUCGUCAGUCAUCUUUAUUUAAAAACUAUCGGAAUUUCUGUGCCAUAAACAAAGUCAUACAACAUGUCUCUUUUGUUAUCAUAUCUACUCCUUUGGCAGUCAUCCUGGCUAAAAUCCUCGCAAUCAUCCUCACUUCUUUCCUCAUUGUCGUCGUUGAGUAAUGCUAAUAGUUGGCUUCCAUCGUCAAAUAGCCUAGGAAUUUUUAUAGUCAUGUCGGACUAGGCCGUUUGAUGUUCACUUCAUUAUCUUUUGUUUCAUCAAGGGGACUUUUAUUGGGGUAAAUAUAAAAUUAGGAAAUAAAAUCUAAAAAUCGAAUUGUCACAAAUAUUUUUAGCAACGUGUAUUUAAUUCACUGCAUUAAAAGUUGUUAAAAACGAAAAUGAGCUCCAACA
Molecule: messenger RNA, 1937 nt
Organism: Hydractinia symbiolongicarpus
Lineage: Eukaryota; Metazoa; Cnidaria; Hydrozoa; Anthoathecata; Hydractiniidae
Exons: 2
Coding region: 1021-1593 (190 amino acids)
Source: RefSeq, a predicted model, not a curated record